AUGACAACACAACGACGAUGGUCAAUCUUGAUUUUUGUUCUAUGCGGGCUACAGCGUAUUUCUCAAGCGCAGCCUUCUAAAGGUACCAGAAAGCUUCCACCACUGAGGCACAGUAUAUUCGAGACACGAUCUUGGGGCUCCUCUGAAACGGGGAAGGGGGAAGGGAAGUCCAAGAGCAGUAAACGAAGCUCUCAGACAUCCCAUCCGAAAACACAAGGUACGCGCCCUAAAAAUUGCGAUUUGCCAUGUUCCUUUUUAAAUGGAUUUCCAAUUCACUUUCCCCCCUUGAAUUGCAGCAUCGUCAAAAACGGGAAAGGGAAAAGAUGGCAGAAGCUCGAAAAAGUCGAAGAGUUCGAAGUCGAAGAAAUCAAGCAAAACAUCAUUGAAAACGUCGACGCCAACUGCGUUUCUCCAACACAGGUCGCCGAGACUGAGACGCCCACUCUACUCCCCACGUUUGUACCCAUGUCUUUAGAGGCAACUGACCAGCCAACUGUUGCUGAAACAACAGCACCGACCGCCGCUGGACCAAUCGUUGUAACGGUUAUCCCUACUAUAUCCCAAACUCGGCCGCCAGCUACAAAUGAGGUCGAGCCAACACUAAGUCCGCACCUUGAUACAAGCUCCCCUACUGCUCUCCUGGCACCAAACCGAGAGACAUCAACACCUACAAUACGUUCUACGACAACACAAACACCCACCGGCAUAGGAGAGGAAACAGCGACACCGACCAUAAAUUUUAGUGCGACACAAGCACCAAGCACCACAACAGUCGACACACCAUCACCGACGGUAGAUUCUAUUGCAACACAAGUACCAACCACCAUGACAGUGGACUCCACUUUGCCAACCUCAGGACCAUCUACCAGAGCGCCAUCAGCAGCCACUGAUACCGAAGCUUCGCCCUUCGUUAUUACGUACCAAACAAGCGAUAGUAGGGAACCAACACCGGAGGAGUUCGAUCAAGCUCAAGCGGUCACCCUUCAAUAUCUUGAAGACUUUUUAGUGGGGGAAUACGAGUUCAACUUGAUCACAGCGCUCAACGACGUUUUGGGAUUGGCUCUUUCAGAGUCAACAGAUCCUUUGGCUGUAGCGUAUGCAACCACACUACUGUUUUCGUCAGAAUCAGGAUUUAUUCCAUCUCAGGAAGAUAUAGAUGUGCAGGUUUUUACCGCAUUUCAAGAACAGGCUGUUUUUGAUCUCGUAGCAGCACUUCAAGGCCUGCCUCCUGAAAAUCCCUUCUCAUCGACUACAAGCGUCCAGUUCACUUCUUUUGUGAUCGAAGUAGUGCAAGCAUCUGAGACAUCCUCAGGAAGUACGGUGGCUUUCGGAGCUCUUAUUGGGAUGAUCUUGUUCAUUUUUGGUUUGCUCGCGUCUCGUGUUGUGUAUCGGAAGCCAUCGUACAUCUCUGUUGACAACGACAUCCCCCAUAGGGUAAUAAUUCCUGGACAAAGCAACAUCAUGGCAUUCAUGGACUGUGAAAGUGAAGCAUCUUCUCGCAGAACUUCAGCGAAUUGA
Molecule: messenger RNA, 1518 nt
Organism: Phaeodactylum tricornutum CCAP 1055/1
Lineage: Eukaryota; Bacillariophyta; Bacillariophyceae; Surirellales; Neidiaceae
Exons: 2
Coding region: 1-1518 (505 amino acids)
Source: RefSeq, a predicted model, not a curated record